Lactuca virosa is the source of this 462-nucleotide messenger RNA. Lineage: Eukaryota; Viridiplantae; Streptophyta; Magnoliopsida; Asterales; Asteraceae. The record is from the annotation of a GenBank genome assembly.
AUGGGUGGAGAUCAUCAGAAGACGGCGGAGAAAAGGGUGGUGAAAGGGUGCAUCAAGUCGGGAAAAGGACCAUGGGUGGUUCAGCGGACCACCAAAGACGGCCGUGUCAUCACCAGAUACCGGUUUCCCUCCGACAGGGAGAGGCUGAAGAACCGUGAAAGGGAGAGAAACCGGCGAAAUGUUGCUCGGAAAAUCUUUUCUGGGCUGCGGACUUUUGGAAACUAUCAACUCUCAAAGAACGCUGACACCAUUGAUUUACUGAAAGCAGUUUGUGAAGAAGCUGGUUGGCAUGUUGAAGAAGAUGGGACGAUUUAUAAGAAGAAGGUGUUGCAUGAUGAGGAUGGUGGUUAUUGCACUUGUGAUGACAAGAUGGAUACUUAUAUGGAAUCAAGAUCGAAGAUGCAUCCUCAGAAAGACCAUGAUGAUUUCAAUGUCACACUUUCUCUCACGUUGGCUAGCUAG